This is a messenger RNA of Prorocentrum cordatum, 1008 nucleotides long. The record is from the annotation of a GenBank genome assembly. Lineage: Eukaryota; Dinophyceae; Prorocentrales; Prorocentraceae.
AGGACGGGAUUCCGAGCGGUCGAGCGUGCUGGACAAGCGCCAGUGUUCGGCGGAUUCUGAGGACAGCAUGUCGCACGGUGGCGAGAGCUUCCACAAGAAGGUCAUGUGGAGGAUUUCCUCGAAGCUGUUCGCGGUCUCUGGCUCCACCACCCCGAUGGCUAGCUGGGACGACUUCGUGGGCAGCACCCAUUUCGAGGUCGCCAUUGGUAUCGCUAUUAUACUGAAUGGCAUCCAGAUGGCGUUCGAGAUCCAGCACCAGGGUCUUAAGCUGGGCAGCUCUCUCAACUACGGGUUCUACCAUAAUCCUGACCCGUGGCCUGGGGCCACGUAUCUAUUUGAGGGUCUUGGUUUUUUCUUCGGUGUCAUAUUCACUAUCGAAAUGACUCUCAAAAUCAUGGUAUUGCGUUUGAGGUUUUUCAGCAAUGCGUGGAAUUUGUUCGACAUGGUAGUGGUUGCCGGCUGGCUCGUCGAGACCCUCGGCGAGACGCUCCAAUACACUGGAGAGAGCCUCGGCGGAUACCACCGUCUUCCGCAUCGCGCGCCUGCUGCGACUUCUUCGCCUGGCGCCGCUUGGGGCAGGGCGGAGCAAGCCUCGCCGCUUUCCUCUCCCCCCCUGAGUGGCAAGAGAGUGGGGGGAUGGGCUCAGGGGGGGACGCAUCGACCUGCACUCGCCCAGCGAUCGCCGAGAUGGACCCAAUGGCCCACUCCGCCCAGGACCACGCGGAUUCGCUGUCGAGGGCCCCCUCCCCGUAUUUCCCGCUCCCCGUCCCCUUGCACUUCCUCCCAGCCCCACCCCCUACGUCUGUACCCGUCAUUCCUCCGCCUCCUCCGCCCGUUCUUCCCCCACCAUCCUCGCACGAGGAAUGAUCCGUCCGUUUCGAUGGAUUUGCUGGCCUGGAGUUUCAGGACUGUGUUGUCGCUCCGAUAGGCCUCCCGUGGUUCUGUGCCCCGAGUUACGGACUAAGAGACACAUGUGGUAGUGCGCACUAUGGCAGAUGCAGUGCUGGU